Batrachochytrium dendrobatidis JAM81 is the source of this 2301-nucleotide messenger RNA. RefSeq lists its product as uncharacterized. Lineage: Eukaryota; Fungi; Chytridiomycota; Chytridiomycetes; Rhizophydiales. Gene Ontology annotation, cellular component: transcription regulator complex; PcG protein complex; chromatin. The transcript has 3 exons. The record is from RefSeq and is a predicted model, not a curated record. Gene Ontology annotation, biological process: regulation of transcription by RNA polymerase II. The coding region runs from base 1 to 2301 and encodes 766 amino acids. Gene Ontology annotation, molecular function: RNA polymerase II cis-regulatory region sequence-specific DNA binding; DNA-binding transcription factor activity, RNA polymerase II-specific.
AUGAUAAUCCAGAACGAGGGUCAGAUUUUUCAACGUCAUCCACUUGAGCACAGCUGGUCUGUAGUAGAGGAGCAAAUGGAAUCGGCUGGUCAUCGUCAUGAGGUUGAUAUCUCACCGCAUUCGUUCGAUCACACUAUCAACACUCUGAGUGCUUCAAGAUUGCCUGGUUUAGAUGUUUCUGGCAUCGAUAGCGAACAUAUAGAGGGUUGCGUCGAAGGUCAUACUGGCAUGUCCAGUCAUAAUUCACUCGAGUCCAUCACUAAUAGUCUAUACAAUAUCCAAAACGGUCGCGCAUCUUCACCGCUAGGACAUUCUCCAAUCCCAAUGAAUCAAUUGGAAAAUAUUGGAUCGUUUGGUCAGCACUCACCUGUAUCUGGCUCUAUCAAUGAUGAUUUAGAAUACAGCAAGAAACAGUUGCAGUCAUAUCAAAGUCAGAGUCCAAACUCGCAAACGCUAACUCCUCGCACUUCUACUCCUGUAUCUUCUGGCAAGCGUCGUUUUCCUUGCAGGGAUCCAACCUGUGAUCAAACGUUUUCCACUAGUGGCCAUCUCUCUCGUCACAUGAAACUGCAUACGGGAGAGCUACCUCAUGUGUGCCCGAUUCUAUAUUGUGAAUCCAUGUUUUCACGUAGAGAUAACAUGAUGCAGCACUAUGUCUCUCAUCAGCGUAAAUUGCUUGCUCGCAACGAGACAGUUCACCACAAAUCGGAUUCUGCUCCAAAACUUACUGUCAGCUUUGAAGCAAAAUGUAAAUCAAUAACCAAGACUCGAGGCACUCGCAAGAGAAAGCCUGAUCCUCUAAUACCCCUGCAGAUUCCAUCUUCUAACGAUGCAUUAAACUCUGCACUGGUUUCGAGUUCUUUAAGUAGUCAUCAAACUUUGUCGGCUUCGCCUAUCAAUGCUAAUAGCAUAGAUAGCGCAUCUCUUGCUAAUAUGAAACAACAUCUAGAUAUGCCAUUCAAGAUUCUGCCAAAGCCUCGUCGUUCGCGUGGAUCUCGCUUGCGUCAAAAAAGUGCUUCGUUUGUUCCAGAUGCAAACUUGCUUACUCGACCAUCCCUGUCUACUCCACUCACUGCUAUUCCUCGCAUAAAUGGUCAUGAUAAUCCUCUAAACUAUGAUAUCUCGUACACUUAUCAACUCCAUAACGAUCACCAGAUCAACAGCCCACUUUCUAUUGAUCGUCCUUAUGGAAACAAUGAGUUUUUUGCGCGAACUAUUGCUCGUCCCAACACUGUAGAUCCCUUGGAAAUAUCCCAUUAUAUGUCAUUGACGGGUCAUCAUGAUCCCAGUCAUCAAGUUUUAUCUCCAAUGAUGUCUAGUUCAUCGGCAGAUGUAAAUGCUAUAGGAAAUCUUGGCAGAUCGUCAUCAUCCACUGGUUAUAUGACACGCAACUCCAUUCAUCUGCCUAUUCCAACCUAUGGUCAAAAUCACUAUCUUUCACAAGAACGACCUGCUAAUAUAUCAUACGCCACAGAUUUUACUGGAAUGCUGUCUACACCUCAAUCUUUGAUCCAUUCUAUUCAUCCUGAUUUAGAUUCUCAAACCCCUCCUCGUUCACUUAACGCCCAUGACCUUUCCACACAAAACAGCGUGCCCCUCAUGAUAAAUCAUGUUGAAACUCCACUAUCUGUAUGCAGCGCCAACAAUUCUAGCACACCUCCCAAUCUUGCAUUUUUGCAUCGCAGUUCUGCUCACAUGGGUACGGCUCAAAGCUACUGCUCAUCCCCUGCAAUCGAUUCAACCUUGUUCAUUCCCCAAUCGCUGAUUCCCAAUCUGGAAACAAAUGGACGCAAUGAAUUUGAAGAAUCUCAGCUGCGACUUCCGCAUAUUUUACAGCAACAGCAGUCACAGCAAUCAUACUAUCAGCCACAGCACCAUUAUGGCAACUAUGAAUUGCAGAAUCGAUCAGUCCAAUCAGAUUUUGGCGUACAUGCUACUCCAGCUCACGGUGAUUUUACUUCUGCAUAUACUUCAGGCCAUGAACGGCAAGAUUCGUUUCAUUCGUUUGACUCGAUGCAUCAACCGCAAAAUCAUAUAGGAAUUGCAGUUACAACUUGUACUGGCGCACAAUUUGGAUCUGCUGAUGUAACACCAAUGGCAAACUGGUUAAUGUAUCAACAGACAAGUCCAAUGCUAACCCUUAAUGAGCAGCAGCAUGCAGACAUGAACGCUCAGCACCAGCCUCAUGGUGUAUCUACCUUUUCCCCUUUUAUGACAACCGAAGGUCAAUUGUUGCCCAAUCGGAUGAGCUCUGGAAUAGACCAUGACCUUUCUACAACGUCACUGAUCUCUCAGAACUAA